UCAGGUUUAAAUCGCGAUCUAUGAGAGUCGGGAGCCCUAUUCUGUCUUGAAUGGUUCGAAGGAGAACCCGCCGUGUGGUCUCUUCCGAUUCGGAUGCGACUACUGUGGACGAGCGAUCAGAGCUUCUCCGACAGGGAAAUGCUACUGAGAAAGAUGAUACACUGUCGUUGAGAUCCUUACGACGCCAGCGCCGACGCGCACCAUCGGAAGCGACAGAUGCCGCGUUUGCUGACGAAGGCACCGGUGACCGACCCAAAACCCCGUUACUGGUGGAAGAAGUCAGAAAGGAGAGAGUCGUGAGAUCUCGCAAGAGAGAGAGUGUUUCUAAGGACAAGACCCCAAAGCUGAAAAUCAAGAAAGCGAUACCCGUCGAGCAACUUCGAAGCCAUGAAACCAUCUUGGAAGAACCCACAACGCUGAUUGAUCCAAUGGAAGAGAUGUCAUAUGCCAAUACACAGAACCUCUCCUUGGAGAUAACACGCGAAUCAUGCAUUCCACCUUCUACUGAACCUUCAAAUUCUUCCCGAGAUGCCACAGAAAAAGAUGAAACUUUACAUGAGACAAUGCCAACCACAACCGCGGAGUUCUCGCCUGUUGAAGACAAAAUUCUGCGGAGGUCUAAGCGACUGGUAACGGAGACUGUGAAGGUCAACUGCGAGGUGAAAAUUUCCACGGACGAAGGUAGCAAAGCUGUCCCUAAGCGACGCAAACUGCAGAAGGAUGAUCAAGCAGCCAACCUCCAGCGAGAGCAAACCACUGCACCAUCAGGUCUUCAACGCUGGAUUAUCCCAAGCGCUCCCUUGCCAGAGCGUCGUGCAUCUAGCCCCCAACAAGAAACGCAGCUGUGGAUUGACAAAUACCACCCACUGUCAGAGAAUGAACUUGCUGUGAAUAACAAGAAGGUUUCCGACGUGAAAAAAUGGCUCGUCGAUGCCCUGUCCACUGCAGAUGGACUGCGACGUAGCAAGGGACAAACAGCGAAGCUCCUUGUAUUAACGGGUCCAUCUGGAGCGGGCAAAACUGCAGUCCUACGGACGCUAUCUAAGGAAAUGAACUUUGAGAUCCUUGAAUGGAGUAACCCAAUAAAUACAAACAUGAUAAAGCUAAAUGAAGACGAUAUGCACGCGGAUGUCGACGAAGAUCGACGAUGGCAGGCGGGAUAUAUAUCUUUGACUCGGCAAUUUCAAAACUUCCUAGCGUCUGCUAGUAAGACACCUGCCCUUACCUUUGUCAGUUCAGCAUCCCUCAAUGCAGAGACUAUCCCUACCCAUUCCCCGAGCGCCACUACACGCAAGAUCAUUUUAGUGGAGGACCUUCCAAAUGUCGCCCAUCUUUCCACCCGUACGGCUCUCCAUACAGCGAUUCGAGCCUAUAUCCGCUCUCCGCGUAGCCAGUUUCCUCUUGUAUUUAUUGUUACCGAUACUACUGUGGUGGAGCAUGGCAAUGAGAGGAGGAGUAACGGAAGGACAGACGUUGUAAGCGUAAGAACGUUAAUACCUGCGGACGUUAGCGCAUCCAGUGCGUAUACACAAAUAAGCUUCAAUCCGAUUGCUCCAACUUAUUUGGUGAAAGCUCUUACGCGGAUUACGGAUCUCGAGUUCCGUUCGCCGAUGCGCUCCUCCCUGCGUCCAGACAAGGAGAGCAUUGAGGUUAUUGCAAAAUCAAGCGGGGGGGAUAUCCGCUGCGCGAUAAAUGCCCUCCAGUUUCUCACAUUGCGGAUCAGCUCCAACUCAAGUAGUGCGGCUACUGCUCGGAAAGGCGCGCGAGCUAAGAACCGGACCCCCAAAGUCAAAAAUUCUAAUCUUCAAUUGGAUUACGUCGGAUCGCGCGAAACCAACUUGGCACUCUUUCAUUCACUUGGAAAGAUACUCUACAACAAACGGGAUGAGCUACCGUCCAAGGAAGCAUCCGAUAUGAAUAGCAUGCUGGCACAGUCAAGUCCCGAGCAGCUACCUUCCCAUCUCAGCGAGCAUUUUCGGCCGCCGUUGGCGAAUAAUCCAGAGGAAGCUUUCGAACGCGCCCAUCUUGACUCGGAAGCGUUUGGACUUUUUCUUCAUGAGAACUGUCUAUCGUUCUUUGUAGAGAUAGAAGAAGUCCAGACAUCCAGUGCAUAUUUCAGCAUCUCAGAUUUGUUUGCAGGAAACUGGCAGCAUCAAAUGCAACUCUCUUCGUACGCCGCGUCUGUCGCAUCCCGAGGUUUGCUAUUCGCCCACACCCAUCCCGUUCCCCCUCAAAGAUUCCGCCAGAUGCACAGGCCAGAGGAUUGGGCGGUGAGAAGACGAACACUAGAAUUUAAAAGCGGCAUACAGGAGGCGGUACUUGAUUGGACGAAAGCAGGUUGCGCAGGGGGUUCAAAUAACCCAGGCAUGCAUUUGACAGGCCGAUAUUCUUCAUCAGCCAUGUGCACGGAUGUACUACCGUUCCUUGGAAUAAUGAUGCGAUCGCCGCAACGAACGAUUCGGACUUCGUGGAGCGGGACAUCAGGACAAUGGCAGCACUCCCGUUCGGUGGUGACAGGUCCUGAGGGAUAUGGUGUGUCGGGAGGCCAUCGGUCCCAGAGACAGUCUCCAGCAAUCAUAGGAUCUGGUCAAUGGAAUACUGCUGUUUCUUCCCAUCACCGGCAUCUGCUUGAUUCCCUAUGCAACUACCGAAAAGGAUAUUACCAUGCCAGUGCUCGCGCGUUUGGAGAGAAGGAUGUAAAUGUUGAUUUGGUGGACGAAGUGGAAGCUACGGAACUGCCGACACGAAGCUCAAAUGCCUCAGAAUACUCUAACGGAAUCCACGAGCUGCCAGACCUAUCCAAGUUGGAUCUGGACGAAGAUAUCGUAGAUGACUGGUAGUAGCCAUGAUCACUUUCAAAUAGAUAUUGAUUCAUGUGGAUUUUGUUAGGCUGUAUCUAGUGCGAUGAAUACCUAACUUCUAAAUAGUUCAUGUAUAAUGGGCAUGCAAAGAGUUUAGGCUAUCUACACAUUCUUGUACCUAUACCGCUUCUCCUUCACACUUCGCACAAGCUCUCCUUUGUAACCCUGUGCGAU
This is a messenger RNA of Spizellomyces punctatus DAOM BR117, 3035 nucleotides long. Its product is annotated as checkpoint protein rad24. NCBI's taxonomy places the organism in Eukaryota, Fungi, Chytridiomycota, Chytridiomycetes, Spizellomycetales, Spizellomycetaceae. Gene Ontology annotation, biological process: DNA damage checkpoint signaling; mitotic DNA replication checkpoint signaling; DNA repair. The transcript has 14 exons. Gene Ontology annotation, molecular function: chromatin binding. The coding region runs from base 51 to 2840 and encodes 929 amino acids. The record is from RefSeq and is a predicted model, not a curated record.